Lutra lutra (Eurasian river otter) is the source of this 752-nucleotide messenger RNA. RefSeq names its product transmembrane emp24 domain-containing protein 11. The record is from RefSeq and is a predicted model, not a curated record. The transcript has 5 exons. Gene Ontology annotation, biological process: endoplasmic reticulum to Golgi vesicle-mediated transport; Golgi organization; intracellular protein transport. NCBI's taxonomy places the organism in Eukaryota, Metazoa, Chordata, Mammalia, Carnivora, Mustelidae. Gene Ontology annotation, cellular component: Golgi apparatus; COPII-coated ER to Golgi transport vesicle; endoplasmic reticulum-Golgi intermediate compartment. Bases 64 to 633 code for a protein of 189 amino acids.
UGGAUCAGGUUUGGGGCUUUCUUGCUCAAGUUGGUGAACUUUCCAUUAAGUACUUGAAAGGAAAUGCAUACUCUGCUUUUGCUGGGGGGGGCGUGCUCUGCGGUGUCAGGGACUUUCAAGAUACAGCAGUGGGACAUACACAGACAAGAUUUCCUUGAAUCUGCUCCUGGCUUGGGAAUGUUUGUGACUGUUACAACUUACAACGAUGAGGUAUUAUUGUCCAAGUUAUAUGGCCCACAAGGAAGGUUCUACUUUACUUCACAUUCACCCGGCGAACACAUCAUUUGCUUGGAAUCUAAUUCUACGAGACUUGUGUCAUUUGGUGGGAGUAAGCUGCGGAUCCACUUAGAGAUUCGAGUUGGACAACAUGACCUUGAUGCAGCCAUUGCUCAAGCAAAGGACAAAGUUAAUGAAGUUAGCUUUAAGUUGGAACACCUAAUUGAGCAAAUUGAGCAAAUAGUCAAAGAACAAAACUAUCAAAGGGACCGUGAAGAAAAUUUUCGAAUGAUCAGUGAAGAUACAAAUGGCAAUGUUUUAUGGUGGGCUUUUGCACAAACAUUAAUCUUUAUCUCAAUUGGAAUUUUCCAAAUGAAAUACCUUAAAGACUUCUUUAUAGCUAAGAAACUCGUUUAAAAUGUUAAUAAAGGCAACUACCUGCUAAUCUGCAUAAUAUUUGAGUUAAUCAAUCAAAAUACAUCGUAACCAUGUAAUUUUAUGAUAUCAAAGAUGAUCAGAGAUUGAAAUUAAUAUUA